Messenger RNA from Racocetra fulgida, 156 nucleotides. The record is from the annotation of a GenBank genome assembly. NCBI's taxonomy places the organism in Eukaryota, Fungi, Glomeromycota, Glomeromycetes, Diversisporales, Gigasporaceae.
GUGGAUGCGGCUGCUGUAGUUGUUUCUGGUGGUUUCUUUGUUGCUGCGGAAGUUGUGGUACCGAUUAUUGUCGAUAUAGUAGUGGUAGCAAUUGUUGCUUUCAUUGCCUUGAUUGCUGUUUCGGAUGUGAUUGCUGUGAGAAUGGUUGUGGAUGCU